AUGGAUCCAUUGUGGGUCCAUAUGCAGGAGUCCUGGGCAAUAGCACAUGAACCAGGCAAGAGCAGUUUCGAAGACGAGACCGAAGUUCAAGGUCCAGUUGGACAUUCCUUGUUGGACGAGAGAGUUACGUCUGGUCUUGGAGAUGAUCAAAUCGGCCCAUUGGACAACGACGAUCGAGACGAAAUAGGCGGUUUGGCAGGUGUAUUCAAGGAUCUUUCUGUUGGCAUAGGCACGAGAAUCCCAUUGAGCACGGAGCUGGUAGAGAUCCCAUGGCAUGAAUCCGUUGUCAGCCAUGAUCCAGAAGUAGGUGAAGAAUCCAGCGGAGGCUUGGAUCAUACCGAUUUGUCCGUAGGCGACGGCUUGUUUGGAUACAUCAGAUCCAGCAAUUCCCAUAGCAACUCCGAUAUCGGCCUUCUUCAAAGCUGGCGAAUCGUUGACUCCGUCUCCGGUGACAGCCACAAUUUGACCCUGCUUUUGGAAUCCUUCGACGAUCAUGAGCUUCUGUUGUGGGGAGGUACGAGCAAAGACAAUUUCAGAGUGAUACUUGAUGAUCUCGGCAAGUUGAUCCUCGGACAUCUCACGAAGAUCAGAUCCGUGGAUAACGGCGGCCUUGGCUUCACGUGGGUCGACUUCCUCAACUGGAACUCCACGACGGAUAGCAAUAUCCUCAACAGUCUCGGUUCCCUCAGAAAUGAUUCCGACGGACUUGGCAAUAGCCUUAGCAGUAAUUGGGUGAUCUCCGGUAACCAUGACGACCUUGAUUCCAGCAGAACGGCACUUAGCGACGGCAUCUGGGACAGCGGCACGGGGUGGAUCAAUCAUAGACAUAAGUCCAACGAAUCUCAAGUUCUUCAAUGGGAAGUUGACCUCCUCAACGUCGAAUUUGAAUCCUUUCGGGAAUUUGUCGGAUGGCAGAAUAAAGUCACAGAAUCCAAGAACACGUUCUCCCAUUCCUCCCAACUCGAGGUAGGCGUUAUUGAACUCCUCACGGAGUUUGUCGGUGAGUUCAACUUCCUUUCCGUUCAAGAAGAUGGUAGAGCAGACAUCCAAAAUUCUCUCUGGAGCUCCCUUCAUCACAAGCAAGUAGUGAUCUCCGUUGUCGUGAACAGAGACUUGGUACUUGUUGGUGGAGUUGAAUGGAAUUUCAGCAAUCUUUGGAUUUCUUUCACGAACAGCGAGUACGUUUCCUUGGGUGAGUUCGGUGAACUUAAGAAGGGCGAUCUCGGAAGCAUCUCCGGUACAAUCACGACGAAGAACUGGGGUGUCUUGUUGUCCAGCCUUGAACUCGGCACGGUUACAGAGGGAGGCGAUGCGAACGAGAGCCUGAAAACUGAUUCAUUAGAGAAGGAACUCAAUAAAAUAGAAACUAACCUCAAAACUAGCUCCGGAUCUCUUUUCUUGGCUGACUUGAGUCUCGGUGGUGUCACACUCGUGGAUGGUUUGAUCGUACCACAUAUUCUUGACGAGGCAAUUCUUGCUGGCCAUUCUCUUGGCGGUGAGUGUAAGACACACGGUAACGGUGGCGAUCAAUCCUUCUGGUACGUUGGCGACGAUAAUACCGAUGAGGAAAACGACAGCGGUAAGCCAAUGGUAUCCAAGGAUGAAGGCGAUGAUGAAGAAGGAGAUACCAAGGAAGACGGCGACUCCAGUGAUAAGAUGGAUGAAAUGCUCGAUUUCACGAGCAAUUGGGGUCAUUCCGGUGUCAAGUCCUGA
Molecule: messenger RNA, 1713 nt
Organism: Caenorhabditis remanei
Lineage: Eukaryota; Metazoa; Nematoda; Chromadorea; Rhabditida; Rhabditidae
Exons: 5
Coding region: 1-1713 (570 amino acids)
Source: RefSeq, a predicted model, not a curated record